GCAAGAAAAGUAUGAUUGUGACUAUGAGAGCCUCACCACUCUUCAUUCCCCUCUUUAAUCUCACAAUACUUGUCUUUAAAUGAACAAACACAACCCCCCCACCCACUAGAAAAGAAGUGAAAAAUGGCCAAAAGGGCAGAAGAAAAUGCAGUUUCAGAGCUGAAAAAAGAGCUGCAAAGAGUGGUGGAGGCCCUUGUGGAAGAGGAUGAUGACUGUGAUUUGACAGCUGCUGCUGAUAAUGCCAUUCAAACGUUGGGUGCCCUUAAAGAAUUGAAGCUGAAGCAGAGUACUGAUCAAGAGUUUGUGGAAAUCAAGAAUCUUGUCGGUUUUCAAGAGCCACCUCCGGAGUUCAGGUGCCCCAUUUCUGGGCUUCUCAUGAAAGACCCUGUUGUCCUAGCCUCUGGUCAGACAUACGAGGAACAAUAUAUUACAGAAUGGCUGAAAGAUGGGCAUCAGAAAUGUCCAAAGACGGAUCAACCACUGCCUCAUACUCUCCUCAUCCCAAAUCAUUCAAUCAAGAAAAUGGUCAUGAAUUGGUGCAAGUUGCACAACUUUGACAUGCCAAGAACCAGUCAUCCUCCUGCUGAUGAAGAAUACGCUGCAACAGCAAACAGCAAACAUCUGGUCCAACUGCUCAACCGCCUUUCCUCCUCAUCUGCUUCCGAUGCUGCAAAAGAGCUCCGGUUGCUCACCAGCAGAUCGCCCUCGUUCCGAGCUCUCUUUGGAGAAAUUACGGGUGCCGUUCCUAAACUCUUUAGCCCACUCCUGCUCGAAAAGGCCUAUUCUGAUGCUCGUCUUCACGAUGAUUUGGUCGCAACGGUUUUGAAUGUCUCGGCCCAUGAGAGCAACAAGGCGAAGAUUUUAGCAUCCAGGAACCCAUUAGUUGUGUCUUUUCUGAUUGACUCGUUGAGGAGCAAAAACAUCGAGACGAGAAGCCAUGCUGCUGCUGUCAUUUCUGCACUAUCAGCUUUUGACACGAACAAAUAUUUAAUAGGAGAAUCCGGUGCUAUUAAGCCUCUGGUUGAUCUUAUCACAGAAGGGCAACCAUUGGCCUUAAACGAGGCUACCUGCGCAAUUCUCAACUUAUGCACUGUGACCGAAAACCGGGAACGAGCCAUCUCUGAGGGGGCGGUCAUUGCAGUCAUGGACAAGAUUGUAGGUCGUGUACUCAUCGACGAAAUGCUCGCGAUCCUUGCAACUCUGUCAAGCCAUCAUCGGGCCAUCGAGGAAAUGGACGAGCAUGGGAUGAUCUUCUGCCUGUUUGAGAUGUUAAGAGAGAACAACAUUAGUGAACAGAGCGAGGAACACUGUGUUGCUAUUAUUUACGUUAUGUGUUUCAGUGAUCGAACGAAGCUGAGAAAGAUCCAUGAAGUCGAGGAUGCAUGUGAAACGCUGCAUCGUGUGGCGAGAACCGGAACGUCGAGGGCUAAGAGGAAAGCAAGUAGCAUUCUUGAAAGGCUUAAUAGUUACCAGAUUUUCAAACUGGACUCAGUAGUAGCUGUAAUGGCGUAUGUACCCCCGCAUAAGAGGCACCUGAAGGGCGGCGAAGCCUCAUCUCUGCCGUCCCCGGCUCCGCCGCCGGAGUCGGUGAUACCCCGCUUCCAGAGGAGACUGAACUUCAAGUCAAAAGACUAUCCUAAGAAAUUCGUGUAUGCAGAAAAUGCUAUAUCUAGAUGGUUCGUAGUUGGCUUGGCCGACGAGUCUAGGGUUUCCGAUUUGACACGCCUUGAGCCGGUGGCGGUGGAGUCUUUUGAGCGGAAAUCCGGUGAAAAGCCUCUUGCUCUGGUGCUCAAAGAAAACGAUGAGGAGGCUGCUGAGUUUUCAGCAAAUCCAUGGAUUUUCGUGACCGAAAUAGUGCAGCAGGAUCUGAUUUCAUCUUUCCAACAAGUGAAAGAUGAAAUGAGGGGCUAUGAAUUUGGAGAAGUAAAACCAACUCUGGUUAUCCGCUUUGGACGAAUUCUCUUUCAUGGGAACCGUUCAUUUACAGUAGAAUCCAUCGAAGGAAACUCUCUUCCAGUAGGCACUUUGAGACAAUUAUAUAAAUCCUUUUACACUAAUAUUCCACCUUCAUAUAUGGAAUACGUUACAACCAAUGUAGUCCCAGAAACUGAUUUCGAGUUUGAGGAGGAAAAGGAGUUGUAUCAUGUAAAGUUGUCUGACAAAAUGCAACCUGAUUCAACCAUCUCAUGCAAGUGUACUGUAGCAAGAGACACAAACCAGCUUGAAUUCUCCAAGAUCGAGUUGAACCAAGUGCGCCACCUGGUUGCAGAUAUGUCCUGUCUUGAUAAGAACCUAGAUCUAAGGCUGAUGCUUUGCACAAAAAGAAUUUUGGCAGCUGUAAUGGAUGACGAGCUCGAGAACAUGAAAAUCCUGAUUAGCUCCGCCAGGUUAGAUUCAGAUGUUAAGGGUGGACUGAGAUGGUCCUUGGGGAAGCAGUCUUUAGGGGAUCGAUACACUGUUCUUGGAGUUUGGCAUACAAAUGCUAAAACAUUUGGAAAUUCAUCAAUGAGGCUUAAAGUUCGACAUGCUGAUAGAUUUGAUUUCAGAUCAAGCAACGGUGAGGUUGCAAACGAGGUCAGUCUGAAAAUGCCUGGAGUUGUAUCACUACUGCGGGUAAGUGUCUUUAUGCUAUGGACGGCAUUUGACAUGCUAAUAUUUGUCUGUCUAUCCACCCUCCCCCACCCUGCCGCCCAGGGGAAAAAAAAGGUAAAAAGGAAAGCAUUCUUGUUAAUCAACUCUUGAUGAUGGCUGCUUUUUUCACUUUGUCUCGACAUUUUGGCAUGUUAAAUCAAGGUGACUUAGAUACUCUAAUAACACGUGAAGAGUUCUGAAGUCUAGCAUUACAUCUUGCAGUAAUAGGCUAAUAGCCAGACAAAAGUAACCCGUGCAGUGACAUCCAGUAAUUGUAAAUAGGCCUGGUAUAAUAAUUCUUUGCAUUUGACCCUGAGAUUUUCUGUCAUUACUGCUUUGCAUGAACUAUGAUAAUUUUUUUGGCGAGAAACUUAUAACUCAAGGCAAUUGCUUAAUAAUUGAUAUUGUAUUGGUCAAAUUUCUGAAAUUUAUCUCUUAUAUUGGUUUUAUGGUUGCUUCUCUACUGAAGUUACUAAUAUCACUCCCAAUUCCAUAUCUAUCA
This is a messenger RNA of Sesamum indicum (sesame), 3133 nucleotides long. Its product is annotated as U-box domain-containing protein 9. The record is from RefSeq and is a predicted model, not a curated record. NCBI's taxonomy places the organism in Eukaryota, Viridiplantae, Streptophyta, Magnoliopsida, Lamiales, Pedaliaceae. Gene Ontology annotation, molecular function: ubiquitin-protein transferase activity; protein binding. Gene Ontology annotation, biological process: protein ubiquitination.